AUGCCCCGGUUACGAUUACUUGCCCCAGUUGGCCCACAUUUUCUGGUGCUGCUGCUGGCGGUGCUUGGUGGCGCCCGCGGUCAGGGCAGCUUUGAGGAUGCGGACAAGGCUAAUGAGUACACGGAUCAGCAGUUCGAUUUGCGACACACAAUACCCGGCGAGCCGGGCGUCGACUAUCCCAUACUGAGCGAGGUGCCCAAGACGAGCUUUGUGUGCAGGGGUCGACACGAAGGCUACUAUGCGGAUGUGGAGAGUCGCUGUCAGGCGUUUCGCAUCUGCGCACAUACCGCACGCUCCGCACAGGGCUUUGGCUUCCUCUGUCCGAAUGGCACCGUCUUUAGCCAACAGAAGUUUGUCUGCGACUGGUAUCGCAAUGUGGACUGCGAUCAAUCGGAGCGCUACUAUGACAUGAAUCGCGAGAGCAGCGUGGGCAGCACACAGGAAAUGAUGGAACGUGUGCGCCAAAUGAUGGAGUAUCCCACCAAGACCAUAUCGCAGGCUCUGCAGGAGCAGGAGCAUACCCAAGGCCAGACUCAGACUCAGGCUCAGCGCGACCAUCAGGCACAUGCACAUCAAACGCUGAGCAAGGAUUUGAGCAAUGUUAGUGGUGUCUUAUCGCAACCAGGCGCAGUCAGCAAUGGCAAUCUUGUAGUGCGUGGCGAGGACAUCAAAAGCGAAGCUUUGCCGGCACCAGCAACAGCAGCAACAGUAGUUGAUGGCGAUGGCGAGGACAUCUAUGUGAACAGCCUGGGUGAGCUGUCCUCCGAUCCGGGCAUAGAGUUUGACCACACAAAUGCGCACAUCAUUGCCGAAUAUCCCCGGGAGUAUCACUACCAGAAGCAGAAGAACUUUGCGGAGCGCGUCAAUGCGGGCCUUGAGCUGCUGAGCGACAACUCAGCCGCAUCCAAUGAGCAAAUGGCGCCCGAUUACAUUAAACAAAUACGCAAUACUAAGGAGGAGGCCACCCAGCUGGAUCUUGUAUCCAAUAUCAAUAAUUUGCUGGAGGAGGUGUCCAUCGAUCUGGACCCCAGCGUCUCGGGCUACCAGUCGAUGAGUCCGCAGAAGGUUAAGCAACCAUUUCGAUUCCUAAGUCGCGGAUUCGCCAUGCAAACGAACGAAAAGGAUGGCGGCAAAGGCGCCUCAUCCUAUGUGUACAAUAAACCCAAACAGACGCCGGGCACAGUCAGAUUUACGCCCAAUGAGUUACCAUUUGAAGCUGCCAAAGACACUGAACAUAAGCUCAAAUUUAAUAAUGAUAAAACCACAAGCAGCAGCACAACCACAACCACAACCACGAGCACAACUACUGAAGCGCCCAUUGCCGAUGCAAUUGAAGAAUUGUUUAUAGCGCCCACAUUGCCGCCAGCGUUUGCUGAAGAGGAUACAACCACAACUGCCACAUUUGGUAGCACAAUUGAGCCAGCUCCGCUUGGCUACGGCAGCGAGCUGCCCGUCAUAGAAUCCAUUGGCCAGGCCGCUGCGCUGACGGCUAGUCUGACGCUAAGCGAAGAUCUGCAGCAGGAGCAGGCACCGCUGAGUGCCGCGGCAGCUGAUAAAACGGAUGUGGAUCUGCGGGCGGAGAAGCUGCUGCUGGCGGGCGUCAAGCUGACCUCGCACGCUGAGGAGACAGCGCUGCGCACCAAUAAACUGACGCUGGGCAGGCCAGCAACGAGCACCACCACCACCACAAUGAAACCGACAACCACGCCUGGGAUGAGCACCUCCACAGAAACCGUCACGGAGAUAAGCAGCACGCAGGAGCGCAUACGCAGCUAUCGACGCUUUGUGCAGAAACGCGUGGGUGGCUCGGGCAGCGCACUGCGACGCCAAUUGCCGCCGGGGCGCAGCACCACACCGAGAACCACCAAAGCCACCAGCACACCACGCUCAACCACGCCCACACGCAGCUAUUCGGAACGCCUGGCGGCAAGUCGUUUGCGCCUCUCGCGCUUAUCGCUGGCCACCAAGCCCACCACAGCUAAGAUAACCACAGCAGCAACCACCAGCAGCAGCAGCAGCAGCACAGCUGCAACCACAACAAGCAGCACAACAAGCACCACCAGCACCACGGAGUCACCUUUGUCCUAUGUGCGCGCUGGUGCCGAUCAGGGUCCCAAUAAAAAGAUCUCUGUGCGCGACAUUGAGCGGGAAACGGGCCAGCAGCGCGCAAGCUGGGACAGCGUGCAGAGCAAUUUGCAACGUUUCCAAGUGCAGCGCGGUAAUCGCGUCUACACGCCAGUAACACGCGCCACCUCCAGCCCCACCACACCCACCAGCAGCAUCAGCAGAGCCAGCACCACCAGCUUGACUUCCAGACCCACUGUCGCCGCCAGCGUACAACAGCGUGGACGCAAUCGUCAUGCCACCUACAGAACACAGGCACCACAGCAGCGCACACGCGGCACCACCACACCGCGUAGCACCACUAGCACACAACGCACCACAGUGGCCGCAUUGUCUACGCUGUCGCAACAAAUCUCUGCCUUGGCCGCCGGCUACAGUUACGCACCACCACUCAUACACAAUAAUGCACCCACAACCGCUCAAACUGUCAUUGUGAGCGGCACACAACCACAAGCACAACCACAAGCACAAACACAACCACCAACACAACAGCAAUUACAGCUGACACAAAUCACUUCAAGCCUUAAUCCUUCCUCUGCUUUCCUGCCCUUUGAUAAGCUAACGCGUGCCAUUGUUGAUGACUCCAUUUUACAGAACUUUAAGAGCAACCACGCCUAUAGAGGCGCUGCCAAUGGCUACAGCAGCAACACCCAGCAGCAGCAACAGCAGCGCGUUACGAAGCCGACAACAAGCCACAGCUAUCAUUAUCCCAAGCCUACAGCAACAGCAGCAACGGCAACAGCAGCACCAGCUCUGGCUAGUCUACGCAUACCACAACGCACGCAGCAGCAACAGCUACCGCAGUUGGUGCUGCCCACUCAGCCGGGCAUUGUUAUUGCUCGUGCAGAGGGACAACGCAUUGCACCCAGCUCCGCCAAUACCAUCAUCUCCUCGCUGGUCAAUCAGCCACAAACAAAGACUCCUCAGUCCAACUCCUAUGUGGCGCUCAACGAUUUUAUCAACAAUAAAUUUGGCAGCAGCAGCAACACUGCAGGUCCCACCACAAUACAGCAGCAGCAACAGCAACAUUCGCUUGUUCCUCAGCAGCAGCCGCAACAGUCCCAUCAACUGCAGCUAUUGCAGCAACAGCAACAUCAGCGUCCGCCACAGCAACAGCAGCAGCAACUUGAACAACAUCAGCAACAGCAACAUAAGCAGCAGCAACAUCAACGUCAGCCACUUAAACAGCAACAACAGCAGCUGAGCUACAUCACCCAGCGCUAUCAACAGCCAGCACAACAGCAUUACCACUCACAAUACCAGCAACAGCCUUAUCAACAGACGCAACAGUUGCAACACUUUCAGCAGCAACAACAACAAUCUGACCGUCCCUCCAUACAGUCCAUACAACAGCCCUAUCUGACGCCCAACAUUUUUGUGCCCUAUCAGCAACAGCAACAACAUUUGCCCUUAUUUCCACCGCUGGCAGCAGCAGCCGCACCUAGCUUGGCCCAAACGACGCGUGUGGCUAACGGACCCGGUCAGCAGUUGGAUCAUUUGAAUGUGCCACUGCCGGCACUGGCCAAUGGCUUGAUACCAGCGCCAACAUUGCAGGUGGCACAAAAACGCAGCGAUGUCAAAGUCGGCCAGCUGCAGCUGAGCAGCAGCAGCAAGAUAAUGGAUCAGGGUCAGGAGAUGUCCUUUUAUGCGGGCCGUACAUCCUAUGAAGUGCCACAGAGCAGCGUGGGCCGUUUGCCUAAUGAUAUAACGCAGCAGCGAAGACUGCGCCAGCGACGCUACUAAGGAUGAGGAUGAGCAGCUCCUCCUGCUGCGGACGACGUGAGAUUACUACUACAAAAGCUAAGU
Molecule: messenger RNA, 3930 nt
Organism: Drosophila virilis
Lineage: Eukaryota; Metazoa; Arthropoda; Insecta; Diptera; Drosophilidae
Source: RefSeq, a predicted model, not a curated record